Molecule: messenger RNA, 543 nt
Organism: Diceros bicornis minor
Lineage: Eukaryota; Metazoa; Chordata; Mammalia; Perissodactyla; Rhinocerotidae
Product: C-C motif chemokine 19-like
Exons: 3
Coding region: 146-541 (131 amino acids)
Biological process (GO): immune response; cellular response to tumor necrosis factor; neutrophil chemotaxis
Cellular component (GO): extracellular region
Molecular function (GO): chemokine activity; CCR chemokine receptor binding
Source: RefSeq, a predicted model, not a curated record
CUCACCCACUGAAAGGACGCCUCUGUGCUCCCCACUGCUCCCUCCCGCUCCCAGCCAAGUCUCAGCCUCACACAGACUCCUGCACACGCCCGGAGAUUCACUCACGCUCACACACUCAUUGUCAGUCCGCCUCUGUGCACCCUCCAUGGCACCCCACGCAGCUGUACUACUGGCCCUCAGCCUGCUGACUCUCUCGACCUCCCCUGCUCUGGGUGGUGCUAACGACGCUGAAGAUUGCUGCCUGACUGUGAACCAGCGCCCCAUCCCUGGGAACAUCGUGCGAGCCUUUCGCUACCUCCUCAUCAAGGAUGGCUGCAGAGUGCCCGCCGUUGUAUUCACCAUGCUGAGAGGUCGCCAGCUCUGUGCACCCCCAGACCAGCCCUGGGUGGACCGCAUCAUCCGGAGACUGCAGAACUCUGCAAGAAGAAGGCUGACCCUCCCAACCGUGCCUCCUCCCUCCGAGUCCCUGCCCAAGACCCCAGCCCAUGACCUGGCCUCUCCUUCCUCCUCCAGAGCAAGCGCCACAGCAGUUAGUGCAUGACA